Molecule: messenger RNA, 1472 nt
Organism: Schistosoma spindalis
Lineage: Eukaryota; Metazoa; Platyhelminthes; Trematoda; Strigeidida; Schistosomatidae
Source: the annotation of a GenBank genome assembly
AUGAAAAAGUAGCGCGAAAAGUGUCGCGAUACCCCUGGAGCGUUGCCCGAAUUGUCGAGGUGACGCACCAAUCGUUUUACAACAGCUUGACCUUCAAGUGCACAGCAACCUCCAUCAGUAGACGAUACCCUUGAAGCAUUACCUUUUAUAUUGUGUUGGGGACGAAUGAAGUUGACUGAUUCUACCAUCCGAACUUUUAAACCUGUGAAAUAUUUUAAAGAAAAUUCAGACCGUAUCAACUCCCUCAGUUAUUCGAGUAAUGGUGAGACGCUUAUUUCUAGCAGUGAUGAUGAUCAGAUGGUGACUUACGAUUGUUCUAGCGGAACACCUAAACGUACACUGAACAGCAAGAAAUAUGGAGUAAACUUGAUACAAUUCACUCACAGUCCGACGACUGCAAUUCACGCUUCUACAAAGAUUGAUGAUACAAUACGUUAUCUUUCUUUGCAUGACAACAAGUACAUCAGGUACUUCCAGAGUCACACUAAAAGGGUCGUUUCUUUGUGUAUGUCACCUAUUGAUGACACCUUCCUGUCUGGUUCAAUGGACAGUACUAUUCGCUUGUGGGAUUUGAGGUCACCCAACUGCCAUGGUGUAAUGCAUGUUUCUGGUCGACCGACAGCCGCUUUUGAUCCAGAAGGAUUGAUAUUUGCAGCGGGAAUUAAUUCCGAAUCUGUUAAACUCUACGACCUACGAUCAUUCGAUAAGGGACCAUUUGCUACGUUCAAAUUGGGCAUGGAAACAAGUGGAUGCAUUUGGACCGGUUUACAAUUUUCCUCUGAUGGAAAGGCUCUCUUAAUAACGACCAACGGAACUCAUAUUCGUCUGGUUGACGCAUUUAAGGGAUCCCAUCUGCAUACAUUAACCGUUAUACCAAAUACUGACAGACAAACGUUACAUGCCAGUUUCACACCAGAUAGUCAGUUUGUUUUAAUUGGUUCGCCAGACGGAGUUGUACAUAUUUGGUCUGUGGAAACUGGAGUACGUGUGGCAAGCCUACCAGGUUAUGAAGCUGCUAGCCAGUUACCAAACGCAGCUAUUCAUAGUCUCGCUUUUAAUCCCCGGUUCGCAAUGCUAGCUACAGGAUCUAACCAAACAUCGUUCUGGCUUCCGGCUCUUGAAGAGUAAAAAUGAGUUAUCUGUUAUGUCAUAACUUUCUUAUUCUUCACUUUUGUAAAUAUGUUACUCUUAACUAGCAAACUUUAAAUUGCUAACCAUUCUUACUUUUUUUGAGAAAAUGCAUUUCCAAUUUAUGUGAUAUUAGUGUUGCGUGAUGCUAAGCCAUCAAAUAAUAUGAAACAAAAUUAUAUAAAAAAAAAAUGCAACCAGCUCACGGUAUGCCGGGAGAAUUUCGCACUGGUGACUAAUGAAAGCAAAUAAAAUAAAUCAAGUUAGUAAUGUUAUUGGACAUAUAUGAUAAAUAAACUUGCGGGAGGAAAAUAAUUAAUUCGUAGUUGUAAUCUUAAACGUUG